Messenger RNA from Geodia barretti, 816 nucleotides. Lineage: Eukaryota; Metazoa; Porifera; Demospongiae; Tetractinellida; Geodiidae. The record is from the annotation of a GenBank genome assembly.
AUGGACUUCGGACUCCAGGAUACGGUCGUCCUGGUGGUUGACUCGCACCUGGCGAUCGCCACGGCCACCGCUACCGCGUUGGCCAAAGAGGGCGCGAUUCUCUCGUUGACCGCACCGGAUAACUACCGGAUGCGCCACGUUGAAAUGGCGCUUGCCCGCAAGCACAUCCCCCAGGACCGCUUCCGCGCCGUCAUCGCCGACCUUGACCGUGAGCAGGACAUCCACCGCCUCGUCCGCGCGACCCUGCACCGCCAGGGCAACAUCGGCGUCAUGGUCACCACCGUGCAGGACCAGGGCAACUCGCCGGCCAGCGAACUCGAAGACGAGCAGAUCGAGCCGGCCCUGGCCCGCAACUUCAUGUCCGCGGUCCACCUGACCCGCGAAGUCCUCCCCCACAUGCGGCGCUACGGUAUGGGCCGUAUCAUCAACCUCGUGCCCUUCUCCGCGAUGGAAGUGUCCCCACGCAACACCCUGUCCUCCCUCAGUCUCGCCCCGGUGUUGGCCUACUUCAAGGGACUGGCCUCGGAGCUCGCUCCCAACAACAUCACGGUCAACAACGUGAUCUACGCCGGCGUGGACAGCGACGAGAUUGAGGAUCGGGCGCGCUCCCAGGACUACCAAUCCACUGAUGACGUGGCCGAUGAGCAGGCGUGCGCCGAAGCCAAGUUGGAGGAAAUUUCCGAAGCUCCCAUGAAACGCAUGGGCACGCCCAAGGAGAUCGGCGACAUCGUGUGCAUGAUCGCCUCGGCCCAGGCAUCCUACCUCACCGGCGCCAACAUCAUCGUCGACGGCGGCAUCCACCACAACUACGCCUGA